Messenger RNA from Rotaria sordida, 720 nucleotides. The record is from the annotation of a GenBank genome assembly. Lineage: Eukaryota; Metazoa; Rotifera; Eurotatoria; Philodinida; Philodinidae.
AUGGCAUCUGCGUCUGCACAUCAAAUAUCUUUAGGCAGUUUGGCAGAUAUAACUGGUGAAUUUAAUGGUGGUUCUUAUAAAAUCGAUCAUCGUGAUACAAAUGCACUUCUUUCAAUAAGAUUAUCAGCUAAUACUUCAUUUUAUGCUCAACCUGGAGCUAUGGUUGCUAUGAGUUCAGAAGUGACACUCAAAGGUAAAUUUAAAUUUUCAUUCAAAAAAAUGUUUACUGGAGGUGAAAUGUCUCAAUCAACAUUUACGGGUCCUGGUGAAAUAAUACUUGCACCACCUAUUUGGGGUGAUAUAGUACCUAUUCAGGUGGAUGCUGGUAUCGAAUGGAAUGUUGGUAAAGGUGGAUUUUUAGCAAUGACCGAUGGUGUAAUAAAAGAUACAAAAUCUCAAGGAUUAGGCAAAGGAUUAUUUUCAGGCGAAGGUUUUUUUGUCAAUCGAAUAUCAGGUGUGGGUAGUUUUUUUGUUACAUCAAUUGGUGCAAUAGUACAAAGAAAUUUAAAAGAAGGAGAACAAUGGAUUGUUGAUAAUGGACAUUUAGUAGCAUGGACUUGUCCAUAUACAUUGGAAAGAUCAGGUGGUGGUUUUAUCAGUGGAAGACAUGCAGAUGAAGGACUUGUUUGUCGAUUUACAGGUCCAGGAAUAGUAUUAAUUCAAAGUCGAAAUCCUGAAGCUUUAUCAGCAUGGAUUGCAGGUCAGAGACCAUCAGGCUAA